UCUCACAUAAAAUCAAAACCUUAGAGUUUGUUUUCAGCACCCCAAAAAAAAAAAAAAAAAAAAAAACCUUGUAGCUUGUUGUUCGAAAUGGAAUCUUUCUCUUGUCAAGAUUUCAAGGUAGGAAAACGUGAGGGUGAAAAAGUAGUUGAUGGUGAAACCAUACCAUUGGUGUUGCAACCAAGAGAUACCAUCCAAAAUGAUGUUGAAUCAUUGCUUGUGACUUUGAAGAAGAACAAGGAAUGGUUUGAAGCCAUGAUCAUCAAGCAUAGUGCUGUUCUGCUCAGAGGUUUUGAUGUGAAGAAUGCUGAGGAUUUCAAUGAGAUUGUGGAGCUUUUUGGAUGGGAAGAAAUAAAAUAUGUUGGACCAGCAAUAAGAACAAAUGUACACAAAAGAGUUUGGACUGCCAAUGAAGGACCCUUGUCCGAUUCCCUGCCUUAUCAUCACGAAAUGGCUCAGUUUACAGAUAAGUUGAGUAAAUUGAUUCUGUAUUGUGAAAUUCCACCACCAGAAGGUGGAGAAACACCAAUCGUGCCGAGUUUUCGAGUUGCAGAAAGAAUGAAAGAGGAAUUCCCAGAAAUGGUAGAAGAAAUGGAGAAGAAAGGGUUGAUGUAUAUGUUCCCAGCUCCAAGUAAGAAUGAUGCAUCUUCAAUGAGGGGAAGAGGCUGGGAAGAUGUGUUUGGGACAUCAGAUCGUGCUGAAGCUGAAAAAAGGGGAAAGCUUAUGGGAAUGAAACUUGAGUGGCUUCCGGAUGGAGGGGUGAAGACAUUUAUGGGUCCAUAUCCUCUGACUAAGGAGUUUGAGGGAAGAAAGGGGAGAAAGAUGUGGUUCAACUCGCUCAAUUUCCAUGGGAAAAAUGCCACGGUAACAAUGACAGACGGAACUGAGAUCCCACAAGAUUUGGUGAAAAGAAUUGAUGAGAUCAUGGAAGAGGAAAGCAUUCAGUUCAAGUGGAACAAGGGAGAUAUACUUUUCUUGGAUAACAAAGCCGUGCUCCAUGGCAGAAGAUCAUCUCUUCCACCCAGAAGGGUUCUGGUCGCAAUUUGCAAGUAGAUUUCAUGUGUUUCUGUGAUUUGUUUACCCACUUCUCAUUCUGUUAUGAGAAUCGAUAGACCAUAUAUUCUGUUUAAAGUAUCAAUCGCGAAUCCAAUUUGCGACAUUCCCUCAUCUGAAAUUAUUGUAUUGUCUAGAGGUUAUAUUUUCUAGUGUACUUGUUAAAAGAAAAGGGAACGUAUUCAAAAGAAAAUGGAAACUGGGAAGUUAAACAAAAGGG
Molecule: messenger RNA, 1270 nt
Organism: Oldenlandia corymbosa var. corymbosa
Lineage: Eukaryota; Viridiplantae; Streptophyta; Magnoliopsida; Gentianales; Rubiaceae
Source: the annotation of a GenBank genome assembly